Molecule: messenger RNA, 2225 nt
Organism: Anoplopoma fimbria (sablefish)
Lineage: Eukaryota; Metazoa; Chordata; Actinopteri; Perciformes; Anoplopomatidae
Product: major histocompatibility complex class I-related gene protein-like
Exons: 7
Coding region: 70-1125 (351 amino acids)
Biological process (GO): immune response
Cellular component (GO): external side of plasma membrane
Source: RefSeq, a predicted model, not a curated record
UCCUGGUCCUUGAGCUGAACAGACAUCAUGACUUUAUCUCCGUCAGAAUAAAAAGAACCGGAACCUCAGAUGGGACAUCUCACUAUGGAGCCGAAGACUGUGACUCUCCUGAUGAUAAUAAGCCUUCAUGGAGCGACGGCAGUGACCCACUCUCUGAAGUAUUUCUACACUGCGUCCUCUGGAGUCCCAAACUUCCCAAAGUUUGUGACUGUUGGGUUGGUUGAUGAAAUUCAGAUGUUUCACUAUGACAGUAACACCAGGAGAGCAAAACCCAAACAGGACUGGAUGAGCAACGCCACAGCAGAUGAUCCUACGUACUGGCAGAGGCAGACUGGAAACCUUCUGGUCACCCAGCAGGCCUUCAAAGCCGACAUUGAAACAGCAAAACAGCGCUUCAACCAGACUGGAGGUGUCCACAUUGUCCAGAACAUGUACGGCUGUGAAUGGGAUGAUGAGACCGAUGAGGUCAAAGGUUAUGAUCAGUAUGGUUAUGAUGGAGAAGACUUCAUAUCAUUUGACCUGAAGACAGAGACAUGGAUCGCUCCCAAACAACAGGCUGUCAUCACCAAACACAAGUGGGAUAAUAACAGAGCUGAGAUAGCACAGAUAAAGAACUACCUGACUCAGGAUUGUCCUGAGUGGGUGAAGAAGUAUGUGAACUACGGGAGGAGCUCUCUGAUGAGAACAGAGCGUCCCUCAGUGUCUCUCCUCCAGAAGACUCCCUCCUCUCCAGUCAGCUGCCACGCUACAGGUUUCUACCCUGACAGAGCUUCACUGUUCUGGAGGAGAGAAGGAGAGGAGCUCCAUGAGGACGUGGACCACGGAGAGAUCCUCCCCAACCACGAUGGAUCCUUCCAGAUGAGCGUUGACCUGAAACUUCCAUCAGUCCCAGCUGAAGACUGGGGGAGGUACGAGUGUGUGUUUCAGCUGUCUGGUGUGAUGGAGGACAUCGUCACCAGACUGUACAAAGUUGUGAACAUGGCCAGCCAAGUUGAGACUGAGAUCAGAAGUGAUGAAGGGAACGCUUCCAUGACAACCAUCAUCAUCAUCAUUGCAGUGGCUGUCUUGCUCAUUGGUGUUGGAUUCAUGGCUUACAAAAAGUGCAAAGCCAAAUAUCCGCUCUGAGCUCUCUGAGAAACUGAAUCCUGACUCUGAAUGAUGAACUCAGCGCCCGGUUUAUGGAUCAAGUGUUGGACUACAUUGUCCUCCAUAAACUGUGAACUCAUCGAUUAUUCAUGAUUAAUAUCAUAUCUGAUUGAAUCAGGGUUGGGGAUCUAGUUGUAGAUGCUUAACGAUUGGAAUAAAAGAAAACACAUUUGAAAACUAUGAGCCAACAUAAAUGGUGACAGUAAAUUAUUUGGAUUGUUUAGUUUCAAUCAAAAAAUGGAAUUUCCUCUGAUAAAAUGUUUGCUUUAAUAAAAUGAGGAUGAUAAGUUUUGGAGAGAAGUCAAACAGGAUCUUCAGAACAAUGAAAGCAUCACAGCACUCUUCACACAUAAACAUUUGUGUGUUCAUCUAAAACAAAUCCACCAUAGUUACACUUUAAUACUUCUGCUGUUGGCUUUUUCUGGUUAAAUCAAUAUUGGUGACACAAAUGUAAAUUUACAUGCAGACACACACACAUCCACAUACAUGCAUUACCACUGUCACAUAUACACUGGGAUUGACUCCAGUCCCCCUCCACUCUCAGCAGGAUGAGCUGGAUGUGUAAUAGAUUGAUGAGGUGUGUGCAUAUAUAUAUAUAUAUAUAUAUAUAUAUAUAUAUAUAUAUAUAUAUAUAUAUAUAUAUAAUCUCGAUGUCAGUACAUUUAUUUUCCAGUUGUGUAAAUAGUUUACUUGUAUAUUUCUUUAAAACUAAGUUUUUGUUUUUUUUUAAUUAUGACCACCAAUCUGAAGCAAAUAAUAUUUGUCUUUGAGUUUUUUCCUCAAAUAAUCAAGAGUAUUUUUCACAAUAUCUUUAGAUCUGAUUUGAAACAUUAUUAUAUUUAAAUAUUAGCCUGGAUUCUAAAAGGGUUGUGUGAUGUUUGAAGCGUCUCAGCUGGUAGAAAUCUGCUAGAUUAUAUUUCUUGAUAGUAUUUUGGGACAAGGAAAGUUUUGUUUUGUAGGAAACAGUGAUGCUCUAAAUCACUUCUAGUGUUGGGUUUAGAAUGAACAUGAAUGAAGUUUUACAUUUCAUUCCUUUUGUACUUUUGUUUUGCUUUUCAAUAAAGUGCCCAAACUCUAAA